Messenger RNA from Paraglomus occultum, 320 nucleotides. The record is from the annotation of a GenBank genome assembly. NCBI's taxonomy places the organism in Eukaryota, Fungi, Glomeromycota, Glomeromycetes, Paraglomerales, Paraglomeraceae.
GUCAAUAUCAAUCAAUUGACUUUCGAAAAGCAUCAAGACUGAAUGUAAUCUCAGAUGCAUCAACAGUGCUCCAGCUCAAGUUUGUCCCAUAUGAUAAAUUCAGUCAAGCUGGAAAAACCAUUUGUGAAUGGAUUCUGGAGAAGAAUGGGCCAGGUGACCAGCUAGCAGAGUACUGGACCAGUUCUGAGGUUGUUGAACUAUGCAAGAGGUGGAAAGCUCAUGCAUAUCUGGUUAUUAUUGUUGGUUCUUGUAAAGUCCUUCUCUGGCAGCUCACUGAUGAGGGCAAAUUGCUGGGAGAGCCAUGGAUGGCAAGUGAAUAG